AUGUCGACUUGUGCAUGCGACAUCACAUUUCAAAUCUCGGACAAUAUGACAAUUCAAGGUCAAGUCAUUUCAUUCGUGGGCAAACUCAGGAGCUACUCAAGAGCCGACGCGAUUGCUCAAGCUCGAGCGGCGGGAGCGUCCGUGACGUCAACUGUUACCAGGCGGACCACUGUCUUGGUAGCUGCUGAUGAGGCGACAAAGGCACCUAGCGGAGUCGAGGUGUGGAGCGAGUCCAAGUUUGUGCAAGCGUUGGGUGCGGUCAAACCCGAGCCACAGGAGGAACCUGCUAUGGAAGCAGUGGCUAUACAGCCAAAGCGAGGCAAGAAAGUCGCCGUGAAAGAUGAGGUGAAGGAAGAACCCAUUGCGCCUCCCAAAAGAGUCACGAAGGGUAAAAAACGUGCCAAAGCAGAAGCGCCGGAACAGACUUCUCCUUCCUCACCCAAGAAGCCCAAAGCCGACGAAGCAAAGACCGAGCGCAUUGGUGCACGAAAACCCGAUCGAUUCUUGGCCAGCCGUGACCAGUUUACAAUCGUCGACGACUAUUUGACGGACCUCAUGCAGACCAACCUGGGCACGAACAACAACAAGUUUUACAUCAUCCAACUUCUGCAGUCGGUAAGCGACCACACAUACUACGUGUUUACGCGAUGGGGGCGACUGGGGGAGGCCGGCCAGCACAAGCUUGCGCCAUUUGGCCACGACUUGGACCGAGCGAUCACGCAGUUCGAGGCCAAGUUCUCCGACAAAACGCGGAACAAAUGGGCCGAUAGACAUGCGUUUGUGAAGCACUCGUACAAGUACCAGUUGGUCGAGUUGGACACGACUGAAACGGGCGACGGUGGCGCAGGUGAUGCGGCAAUGGGGAAAUUGUCAGCUUCCCAAAUUCACAAGGGACAAGUCGUAUUGGAGAAGAUCAAAGCUGCACUCUCGUCGCGAGCAGGCGCCAAUACCAUAAAUCAGCUCUCGGGGGAGUACUAUUCGCUUAUCCCAACGUUGGCUGGUCGCAAUCGCCCUCCACCUUUGGGUUCAACCAAGUUGGUCGAAGAGAAGGAAGCGCUCUUGGACUUUUGGCUUCGUAUGGGCUUUGAUGACAUGGAAGAACAAACUGGAUUGGCUCCCAUUGAAGGCAUCAUGGACUUGCCGCUUCCGUCCACAUUGCUUGAAGCUGCUUCUGUCAUCACUCAAGUUGGAGCCAUCAAGCAAUGCCAAUCUCGUGGGGCAGAACUGGUGAAGGCGAAAGCUGGGUCCCCAACGAAACCUAUGGACAAGGAGUUGUAUGGCUCCAUCGUGCUCUACACUGGAAAUUGGAUCUACUCGCAGCUCAACUCGACCUUGCGUUCCGAGAACCGACAAGCCAUUCGAAAGUACUUUAGCUACCUUCGCGUGUUCCUGGAGGCCAUGUGCCGCAUGCCCCAAAAGGAACAAACGCUGUGGCGUGGCGUGAGCGUCGAUUUGUUCGACGCAUACGAAGAAGGCAAAAUCAUCACGUGGUGGGGCGUCAGCAGCUGCACGUCGGACGAAAACGUUGCACGUAACUUUAUGCGAAGCUGCGGCGGGUCGUGCACGCUGCUCCGUGUCAAGUGCAAGACUGCGAUGGACAUUUCCGUGCUGUCCAUGUUCCCAGGAGAGAAAGAGUGCUUGCUGGCGCCUGGCACGCAGCUCAGAGUGCUCCAGCGUGUGCGCCAUGGCAACAUUGCGGAAAUUGACGUCGAAGAAGUCGGCCGAGCGAUUUGAAUGUGAUGUCCACAACGUUUGAACGGAAACAAUCCUGGUUAACUGGAAGCGUACAUCUCUUUGUACACUAUAGACUACGGAAUAUGAUAUCCCCUAGGAAUAAAUGUAGGUAUUUCUGUUACCUAAAAAUGCAAGAACCUCUGUAUUUUAAUAAAAUAUCAUCGCUUUAC
This is a messenger RNA of Aphanomyces invadans, 1904 nucleotides long. RefSeq lists its product as hypothetical. Gene Ontology annotation, molecular function: NAD+-protein-arginine ADP-ribosyltransferase activity; NAD+ poly-ADP-ribosyltransferase activity. The coding region runs from base 1 to 1734 and encodes 577 amino acids. NCBI's taxonomy places the organism in Eukaryota, Oomycota, Saprolegniomycetes, Saprolegniales, Verrucalvaceae. The record is from RefSeq and is a predicted model, not a curated record. The transcript has 3 exons.